Molecule: messenger RNA, 7024 nt
Organism: Electrophorus electricus (electric eel)
Lineage: Eukaryota; Metazoa; Chordata; Actinopteri; Gymnotiformes; Gymnotidae
Gene: phf8
Product: PHD finger protein 8
Source: RefSeq, a predicted model, not a curated record
UCCUCCUGCUGCAGACAGUGGUCGCUGCGCGAGGCUGUUGACAUGGAUACUGCCUAUCGCCAAUGUUUAUGUCGCUAGUGUUUCGUAUCGUUAUUGCUUUGUAGUUGUUGCAUUCCAUUUUGUCAUUUUGCCUACAUUAUUCAACAAUUCUUGUUUUUGGAUCAGCAAAAAAAGCAAAUAAAUGAGUUGGAAAACAGCAUAGUAUUUUAAGAUAGGCCUUACAGCGCCUCGGAUUUUCCUAAGGACGCCAAACGGCGUGAUGCUUUUGGCCCUCGGACAUCUAAUGACACUCUAUACUCGGUGCCAAAACAUGGCAUGCGCUUGGUGCCGAGUUUGACUGCAGUGGUACGGAAGCCUGUGAGCGUUGCGACCUGCCAUUAAAAGCAGACUUUUAUCCCUGCUGUCAUUCUCCACCGUGUAACACUGCAGUGAAUAAGACUGCCAUACUUGUCACCUAAACAGACUAUAUUUUUAUGACUGUAGCGUGAGGUGAGCCCCUGUACUUGUUCUCAGUUACAGAUGAGUACAUUGUGGCAUCAACCUUAAAGAAAGAUCGAACUUUAGACUCUGGUGCUUAAAUAGUCUGCCCAUAACUUCAGCAUGGCAUCUGUUCCUGUGUACUGCUUGUGUCGACUCCCUUAUGAUGUCACACGGUUCAUGAUUGAGUGCGAUGUCUGUCAAGACUGGUUUCAUGGGAGUUGUGUUGGAGUGGAAGAAGAUAAAGCAGCAGACAUUGAUCUGUAUCACUGCCCUAACUGUCAGGUUACACAUGGACCCUCUGUCAUGCGGAAACGUCGCGGAGGCUCUAAGCAAUCUGAUGGCAUGGCAGCUGGGAGGGACGCGGGUCGGCCUGUGAAGACUGGGAGUGCUCAGUUUGUUAGAGAGUUGCGCAGCCGUACCUUUCCAAGUGCUGAUGAGGUCCUGCUGAAGCCGACCGGAGCCCAGCUCACAGUGGACUUUUUAGAGGAGCGCUCUUUCAGCGUCCCCGUCCUGGUCUUGAGGAGAGACGGGCUGGGCAUGAGCCUCCCUCCAGCCUCUUUCUCUGUUUCUGAUGUUGAGCAUUAUAUCGGAAGUGACAAGGAAAUCGACGUGAUUGAUGUGAUCCGUCAGGCAGACCUCAAGAUGAAACUUGGUGAUUUUGUUGAGUACUAUAAUAGCCCCAACAGGGAAAAAGUGCUCAAUGUGAUCAGUCUGGAGUUUUCAGACACUAGGUUAUCUAACCUGGUAGAGACACCAAAGAUUGUGAGGAAACUGUCAUGGGUGGAAAACCUCUGGCCAGAGGAGUCUGUGUUUGAGAGGCCCAAUGUUCAGAAGUACUGCCUGAUGGGAGUAAAGGACAGCUACACAGACUUCCACAUUGAUUUUGGUGGAACCUCUGUGUGGUAUCAUGUGCUGCGAGGGGAAAAGAUUUUUUACCUGAUUCGUCCGACGGCCGCUAACCUGUCACUGUUUGAGCGCUGGAGCUCUUCCACCAAUCAGAAUGAGCUCUUCUUUGGGGACCAAGUGGACAUGUGCUUCAAGUGCUCAGUCAAACAAGGAAACACCCUCUUUAUCCCAACUGGGUGGAUCCAUGCCGUUCUUACUCCAAUUGACUGCUUGGCGUUUGGUGGAAAUUUCCUUCACAGCCUCAACAUUGACAUGCAGCUUCGGGCUUAUGAAAUAGAGAAGAGACUCAGCACAGCAGACUUGUUUAAGUUCCCUAACUUUGAGACAGUGUGCUGGUAUGUUGGCAAGCACCUGCUUGACACUCUUAGAGGUCUAAGAGAAAAUCGCCGGCAUCCUGCCUCAUAUCUGGUCCAUGGGGCCAAGGCUCUCAAUAAUGCCUUUCGAAGCUGGACCCGCAAAGAGUCCCUGACUGAGCAUGAGGAGGAGAUCCCAGAGAAUAUUAAGACCCAACAGCUGAUAAAGGACCUGGCUAAAGAGAUACGUCUGGUGGAGGAUAUCUUCCAGCAGAACAUGGGCAGGACUGGGGGACCUUUUGGCGGCUCACAGGGUCUUCCUUCUCCUGCCCCCAAAGCACCAUUAACCACGCCUCUCAACUCGGGCAGACCUCCGGGUAAAAAGAGAGGUCCCAAGCCCAAGGAUGGUGCAGGUGGAGGCGGUGGAGGCCCUCCAGGUGUUAAGAAAAAGGGCCAGAAAGGGAAGGACAUGAAGACCGAAGCAGGAGAACUGGAUCUGCUUGAGAUUCAUACUAAACACACCCUCAAGAAGUUUCAGCCUGGAAAUAAAGCCAAGAGCAAGAGCAAGAUGGACCCGUCUGGUGCCUGUCUAGAUGACUUUGAAGGGAAAAUGAAUAAGAGCAAGCUGAAACUGGUCCUGACCAAUGGCAAGCUGCAAGGGAAGAAGGGCCACCGCUCUGGCAGUGCCAACGGAGCGGGCCGCACCGCUCAGUUACAGCCUCUGACGAGCAGCUCGGCGCUUUCAGACUUCGACUCUGAAGACGAGCUUCAGAUUGACGAAUCCCCUCCGCCUCGCCGUAGGCCAGCUGUACCCAACAAAAAGAAAAUGGCUGGUCUCCCCAGGAAACUACCUCGGGCAAAACCAUGCACCGACCCCCACAGAGUCAGGGAGCCAGGCGAGGUGGAUUUUGACAUAGAGGAGGAUUAUACCACAGAUGAAGAGAUGCUCACUGUUCAGGGAGUUAAGGGGGGAGCAGGGGGAAUCCUGGACCUGCUCAAGGCCAGCAAACAGGUGGCUGGCCUGGACCCGGCUCUUAGUGAGGAAGCCCCAGCCUCACCCAGUACCCGCGACGCCAUCCAGGGUAUGCUCUCCAUGGCCAACCCCCCUUCCUCCUCCUCCUCCUCGUCCUCCUCCUCUCCUCUCUCUGUGUCUGGAGGGGGUGAGGGCCUGGUAGUGAUGAAGGAGAAAGGCGGUGGGGCUUCAUGGGCAAGCGGUGCGGAGAAGAAGAGCGAGAAGAAGGCCACCAUCCAAAGACCUGGCAAGCGGCCAAUCAAACGGCCCGCCAGGCACCUGAGUGAUGAGGAGAGUCCUGAUGAUCAGGACACGUUGGGAACCUGCUUUAAAGACUCUGAUUAUGUGUACCCUUCCUUGGAGUCUGAUGAGGAGGACCACUCGAAGUCCAAAAUGAAGAGAAAGAGGAACUGGGAUGACACACCAUGGAGCCCCAAAGCUCGUGUGACUCCCACCUUGCCCAAGCAGGAGAGGCCAGUGAGAGAGGGUGCCAGGGUGGCGUCCGUGGAGACUGGGCUAGCAGCCGCUGCUGCCAAACUGGCCCAACAGGAGCAGCAGAAGACUACAACCAAGAGAAAAUACACAAAGAAGAAAGUCCCUCAAGAGAAAAUGCACGCAGCAGCAGCUUCAGAAGGAGCUCGUCUCCAGCUGCAGGCCGACUCCGGCCCUGCAUCUCCCCCAGUGCCCCCUGAGGCUCCCACUGACUGCAUUGCAGAGGAGAGGAGAAUGGAGGUUUACUCCGCCAGCCUGCUGGACCACGAGUACACGGCUGGGCCCAGCCCCUUUGGCCCAGGCGGUCCCAGAGGAAGUGCUGCCAUGGCCCCCGGGGUGUUCCUCACCUCCAGACGUCCUUCACUUUCUCCCCAGAACAGCAGCAACUAUUCCCCCUCUACGCCCACACCUGCUGGACUGGCCAGCCCAGGGGCUGCCGGGACAGGACAAGGGAAGCGUCCAAAGAAAGGACUUGCCACAGCUAAACAGAGACUUGGAAAGAUUCUGAAAAUACACCGCAAUGGAAAACUGCUUCUGUGAGAUGACUUUGGAAAAGGUGAGACUGUGAUAAUGAGCUGGAGGAAGAUGGUGAAACAGGAAAAGGAACCGCUAAAAAAGUGGUGAAGAUGGGAGAAAAACACCAUGUGUGACUGAAUGUGGUAGGAACAAAAGGCAGAGAUACUCUUACUGUUGUGAUUGUGACUUGUUUCAUGUAAAAUUUGCUAUUCAUUAUUUUUAAGCUCAAUACCUCUUCUUUUUAGCAUGUAUUUUAAUACUCAUUUAACAUUUUAUCCAUUGUUUUGUCUUUGUCAAAUCUAGUCGUUAUUUACUAUUUGCAAGCUGUAAGACAAUAUCUAAAAAGCUACAAAGCACUUAACGGGUUAGUUCGGAUACAAUAUCAUCAUUGUAAUCUUGCUGUUUUGGGCUAAAUAAUUGGUAUGUAUAUUGAUUAAAUUAGAGCUCUACAGUUACUUGCAGUUAAUUGUGCAGCCCAAAUAAUUCUAGAGUAAUGCUAGUUUCAUUUCCAGGUGACUAUAUUUCCUGGACAGUGAGUAAUAGAGCAGUGUAAUUUGAGGAAAGAGAAAAGUGAGUUUCAUAUACAAGUACAGCAUUUUAAUGUAGCAGAAAUGUGAUGCAGGAUUUCACUGAGAUGUCAUCAUUGAGGAAUUCCUGAUGCUUGAAAUUACUCCUAAUGUAAGGAAGUCUAAGACUGCAUUGGCGCUGUUGAGUGGAAUUGGGUAAUGCUGUCUGUCACGGACCCUAACAAGGUAAAGCAAAGAAAGACAUUUAAAUUCUUCAAAUUCAGAAAGAUUAAGCCUCCCAGUUAGGUUUCAUCUGCCAGCGGAGAAACAGCACUAAAGGAAUAUCCCAGCAUCAGCCUACUAUCUGUCUACUGCAUCUUUUCGUGUAAGGUCACUUGCCACACAGUGACUUUUGACGUUUCCUUGUUCCUUGUUAGGCUUCCAUUAUAAAUGUGUAUUUCUAGUCAGUUCUUUUCUAUGUUCAGGGAAAUGUGUCAAAACUGUUGUCCAUGAUGGUCUACUAUAAAUCAUCGGUGCAGUACAUGGAGAUUUAGAUUGGAAAAUACUGGACUUUUACUUUAAGCAAAAAAAAAAAAAAAAAGGAAUCGUCUGCUUGUGUGUAAAUCGCCACCAGUAGACAAACACAUGAUCCCUGGCCAGAAUAUGGUCUCUCACUUUACCUUCAGAUGAAGCUUUUGAACCUUUUCUAUUUUAUCGCUGAAAAGCAACUCCACUGGGUUAAAGCCACAAUUGGACAUUGCAGAAAAACAAACUAAUCGUAAACUUGCAAAUAAAAGUAGAAAGGGAAGUCACCAUUCCUUACAAAACAUGGAAGGGCAGAGCAGAUCAUGUGCAGAGAAGAUAAUUAGGCUCCAGAUUGGUUACUUUGGUUUUAUUGUUCGAGUCAAAAAUUCUUGUUCUGGCUCAAGUAAUGUAAAAACAUGUAAACAAGAAACCUUUUUUUAAAAACAAUGAUUGUGUCUUUAAGUCUUUAAUGAUUGUUUUGCUGAUGAAAGAUGAAUGUUUGUAAUGGCUUUUGAACCAUUUAGUGUGUACCUAACAUGCAAUACACCUUUCUCCCACAAUUAAAAAUAUUGAGGUUUCAAAUAUUCAAAGCUUAUGUUAAGUAACUUUUAUUUUGUUCUGGUCCAAACUAGUUCAAAACUGAUUUUGAUCACUUAUGUCAUUUAGAGGCACAGCAAUUAAGAAGUGAGUGAUACAAAUCUCAAUAACACAAAAUAUUUCACUGUGAAUGUUUCUUGCCAGCAUGAUCAUCCUUAAUGUGGUCAGAGCUCCUCACGUGUAAAUACAUUAAAAGUAGUCAAGUACCAAAAGCAACACUUUCAGUUUAUCAGUACACACAUACUGAUAUAACAUGAUCUAACAGAAGGAAUAUUAAUAUUACCCUCAGCACCUUUUAAGGCUCUAGAUUAUGAUUGAUUUCCCAUUGCUUGCAUUUAUGCAUAAUUGUUACCAUAAUCUUGUAAUGUAUUUCUUCUACUGAUUAAUGCAUUUCAGCAAUGUAAAUAUUUAUUAUUAUUAUUAUUAUUAUUAUUAUUAUUAUUAUUUGAGUUUUUAGUCACCUGGCACAGACAGUACAGUGGUUUAGAGUUUUGCUCUUCGUUUCCCCUGUUUGUUUUCAUUUAUUUGUUUGAGCGUAGUUUUUGCCAGCUGAUUGCAGCAGGCAUGGUGUGGUAACAGUAAUGCAUCUAAAAUUGAUUUAGUGUAGUGGGAUGGCAUGGAUAUUGGGGGGUAUUAAGGUUUAAUGUACAUAAUUGGUGUAAUUUUGUUAUAGCUACAAUGAAAGGUUUCUUGCAUUUGAAUCUUUCUUAACAUACCUUGUAAAAAGAUACCUUUAGUGUUUUGGGAAAUGUGUGUGAGAGUUUAACAGUAAGUUGUUUAGUCAUUUUUAUUUGUAUAGCGUAAAUGUUAUUAUUUUUGGCUGAUGUUUUAUGACAUUGGUAAGGUGACAAUGAAGUUAACGUAUUCUAUAGUUUUGUCUGUUCUUGUUCUUCUGCUCCUCCCCUCACCUAUAUAAACUAUAUAUGUCAAUAUAUUUUAGUUUUUUAAAUAUUCUUUCUAGAAGGGUUGGUUAUAAACACUUUUUCUUACUAAAUCUGGAUUAUUUUUUUAGUGUUUUUUUUUUUUUUUUUUUGGUUUUAUUUUUUCCAUUUUUGAGACUCCUCUGAUGAAUAGUGUGAAUAUACUGAGCACCAAAAAUAACUGACAUCAGUAAGCCAAUGAAAACCUUUUUUUGGUGGGGGAGUGGAUAAUUAACUAUUUUCUACACAGGUUGCCAUUGACCUCUGCCAUGUUUUAACUUUAAUUAUAUGAUUAGGGAUUGUGCGUAAAAUUAAAGGAGAAGAAAAUGUGUUUGGACAGUCUAGGAAAUCUGAGGCAAGAAGUUAUUUUUGUUGUAUGUUUAUUCUGCCUUUUAAGGCCAAUUAAAGUUCCCAUAUAAAUUUCAGUUAAUUACUUCACUUUCAUGACCUUUUGUAUUUUUUGUUUCAUCUAUGUGUGUGUUUUUCCGUUUUAAGUAUUUUCUGUGUGUUAAGGUUAACUUGGGGAAAAAAUAUUCAUGGAUUUCACACAGUUUCUCUCAGGGUUAAUUUUUUAUCUAAAAUAUAAUUUUGAUGGAAAACAUAGACGUAUGUUGCACCUACACAGUAACCACUUUAAAAGCAGACUCAAAUUGUGUCCACUGCUAAUUGAUAAUUAAACAUCCUGAUAUUGUGCUAACCAGCUAUUGUCUACUACACCAUUUGCUUUUUGAAAGACUUUUCAAAUGAGCCCGAUUAAAGGAUAUUUUUAAACUUGUA